Molecule: messenger RNA, 5225 nt
Organism: Castor canadensis (American beaver)
Lineage: Eukaryota; Metazoa; Chordata; Mammalia; Rodentia; Castoridae
Source: RefSeq, a predicted model, not a curated record
GACAGGAGGAUUGAGAAUUCAAGGCUAGCCUGUGAUACAUAACAAAUUCCAGGUCAGCCUGGGCUACAUAGGAAAACCCUGUCUCAAAAAUUUUGUGUGUUGUGGGAGUGGAGGUGAGAUGGCUAGGCUGUCAGUGAAAAUGACUGGAGAUAGCUGAGCAAGGGUAUAAAGACUCUUGAUCUUCAUAAUUAAGAAGUUGUCUUCUCAUUACUCUCCUAAGAGGCACACAACUGGCAUAGAUAAUGGGAAACUAAGACCCUGAAAGAAAAUAUUACUAGGACACAAAGUCAUUACUUACCUGAAAUUCUGGAUUUCCUUCUUCCCUAUGGUGGACAAAGCGGUCUCUCCAUCGGACUUAAGUCCUUUAAAGUGUUGUCUGUGAAAGGGGAUCCUAGAGACUACGGAGAAGGGCUGAUGUGUGAAUGUGGUGCCUGGCACAGAGUUGGUGCCUGUGAAUGGUAGUAGCUGUUACACUGAAUGCAAGAAUAAAGGCUGGAAUGAGUAUAAGUGAAGCCUCAAGUGCACAAAGGGUCAUAGAGGAUAGAAGAUGGGAUUUAUUGGUUACCAGGAGGAACUCCUUUAAAAUCAGGUUUGUUAAAAGCUGAGUAUGUAACUGAGGGAAACUGGAAUCUGCUUCCCCAUAUAACUUUAGAAAGGGAUGCCAAGAGGCCUGAGAGUCAAAACAUAUCACCUUGUUUGGUUCUCCUCACCAUUUUGGUUGUAGGUAUAUUUAGAGGCAGAAUGGUGUAGUAAUUAAAGUGGGCCUUGGAAUCAGAUAAAAUUAGGUUUGUAUCCUGCCUCUGGUAUUUACUGGUUACAUAGUUCGGAAAAAUUACUUGUCUUCUUUUAGCUUCAUUUUCUUUGUUUGUAAAGAGGGUAAUGAUAGUAUCUACCAAACUGGGUUGUCAUGAGAAUUAAAUGAGAUAAUAAAUGUAAAACACUUAGUAGUUUGCUGAGCACAUAUUAAGCACCAAGUAAAUGUUAAUUUAACUACUAUUAAUAAUCUAUCAUAAUAGUAAUUAUAAUAUGAACAGUGGGGCUGCCUUAACAGGGAGAUUUAUAAAAGAACAACUUGGCGCCUGAGGCGCCUAUGUAGAUUGUUACCAUGACUUUCUCUGUUAGCUGAAGGUUUAGGAGCAGUGAAGUCUUUUUUCAGCAUCAACCUCAGAGGAAGCUCCUGCUGCCUGAGUGGGAGGUAAAGCUGGAGCAGUGCAGGGGCCCUGAACUGUCAACUUGGAUACACAGUGAGGAUGUGGGGACUUAAGAAUAGUGUUUACUUAGAAAGUCAGCAUGACUCUGAUGUAAUGGUUGAGCAUCCUGAUUGACCUAAGUUGAGAGAUUUAGAUUCCUGGGUUCCCUUAUUUUAGUUCUCAGUCAGUAAUACAUCAGGAUCCUCAAUUUAUGGACUGUUCUUUUUGUUUAGUUGUUAUCUUUGUAAAAUGUUUGUCUCUGAGUAUCUUUUUCGCAAUAUUGUGUUAAGGCCCAGAGUUUAUGAUAUCUGUAAUUCCGUCUACCAUACUCCACUCCAAUAUCUAUGGUACAUAUCAGUAGGUAUGCUAAUAAAGCUUUAUUUUAAUUUUUUAUAGUACUGGGUAUAUAGUACUUUCUAGCUCUGUCACUUGAGCUGUUCCACCAGACCUUUUGUUUUUAUCCUGUUUUUUUAGAUAGGGUCUUUUAACUGCUUAGGCUGCCCUUGAUGUAAAGAGCCUCCUGCUUCCACCUCCUAAGAAGUUGGGACCAUAGGUGUGCAUCACCACACCCAGCCUAAUAAAGCUUUAUGAUAAUAAAAAGACAUGGGGAACAUUUGGAAAGUGCUCGACAAAAGUGAAGGCUUUGUACUAUGAAUUGGGAAAAGAAUUGAACAAGAAUCAAGUUCUCCAUUACCAGAGACAGGCUGAAACCAGACUGCCACUGACUCCCACUUGGGCCCCACUGUCCUCAGAAAGCAGUUGCUGGAAUCAUGGGCAAUAUCUUUGGAAACCUUCUCAAGAGCCUGAUUGGGAAGAAGGAGAUGCGUAUCCUGAUGGUGGGCCUGGAUGCUGCUGGAAAGACCACCAUCCUAUACAAGCUGAAACUGGGGGAGAUCGUCACCACCAUCCCUACCAUUGGAUUUAACGUGGAGACGGUGGAGUAUAAGAAUAUCAGCUUCACAGUAUGGGACGUAGGUGGCCAGGACAAGAUCCGGCCCCUGUGGAGACACUACUUCCAGAACACCCAAGGCUUGAUAUUUGUGGUCGACAGCAAUGAUCGGGAGCGAGUAAAUGAGGCCCGGGAAGAGUUGAUGAGGAUGCUGGCAGAGGAUGAGCUUCGGGAUGCUGUGCUCCUUGUCUUUGCAAACAAACAAGACCUGCCGAAUGCUAUGAAUGCUGCUGAGAUCACAGACAAGCUGGGCCUGCAUUCCCUACGUCACCGCAACUGGUACAUUCAAGCCACCUGUGCCACCAGUGGGGAUGGGCUGUAUGAAGGCCUGGACUGGCUGGCCAAUCAGCUCAAAAACAAGAAGUGAGAGCCAGGAAGCCCUGAUUGCCCCACCCACCCCUCACAUACCUGUUGUCUCCCUACCCCAGUCCUACCCGUUUCUUCCCAUUGCAAGUGUGGCUAGGGCCCUGGGUAUCAUGUCCGCAUGCCCAAAAAAGAGCCUUGCCUCCCCUUCUUCCCUUCCUCACCUCUUGGCCCUGUCCACUGACAUGACUAGUCCCUAGUUGCUGUCCUGAUGGUGAAUCAUUCCAAUUUACUGGAUUUUAAACAAAAAAACGAGGUUGUUAUGGUUUCAUGGGAUGGUUCCCCCUCCCCCCCACUCUUUGGGUUUCAGGAAGUAGAGUGGGGUAUUCUCCGUUUGCUUCGUUUGGCACUGGUUGCUGUGCUCUUAGCAUCUGAGUCCCUUCCCUGUCCCCCCAGGCCCCUGUCCUACUCCAUCUUUCCUUCGACACCCUUUGCCUAUUCUACAUGGAAAUUGCACGGGCCUCUCUGUGUGUGCGUGCAUGUGUGCGCCUGUAUAUACAUGUAUAGAGAGAUAUAUAUGUGGGGCCAGGGGGAGGGGGGACGUGCAGCUCAGGGCUUGCAGCCAGGACACUGCCCACUGGAGCCUGUCAUCUGCCCCUUCUGUGUUAGUGAGAUAAAGGUGGGAGGGUUUUAGUCAGGCUGGAAUGCCCCAGUUUGGGACUCAUUCCUCUCCUCUGCAGGCAUUCCUGGAUGAUAGGACAGAUGAUGGCUUCUCCAUCACCAUCUUCUACCCCUUUCUCCAUCCUUCUGAGGAUAGGGGAUGGCAUUAAUCUCUAGAUGUCUAUUCCCAAGGAGAUGUCAUGCUGCUCUGCUUUUAUGUGUGUCUUCCUCACACUCCAAGACCUGAAGUGUGAGAAGAAAGGAACCUACUCCUAUAGGCCCAGUAUCCAACUGAUUUUCCCCUACCAUCGUUAGAUCUGUUCCUCGGGACCUUGAGUGGGCAGUGGGGAUAGCAAGACUGAUAAGUGUUUGGUACCACGGCAUGGAGGGAUGAGGUGCAGUGUGGUGGGGAGGGCCUCAGGACCUCGUUAUUAGGAGAAGGUAAGGUAUGCCUUCCUGUGCCUCUCCCCCUUCUCCUGAUCUUGGGAGCUGAGUGGUUUCAUUUGUACUUUGUCAGAAAUUUUCUCACUUAGUAGUCCUGUUGGCCUGAUCAGGGCUGCCUGAGUGAUCUAAAGAGAAGCCAUGUAGUAGGGGGGUGACAUAGCAGACCUCAAUAUCAACCCUCCUAUUCGCUGAUUUUCUUCUUUCCAGUCCAGGACAAACUAAAGAAUAGUUUUUCUGUUGUUUACAGGCCCUCACACCAACCUUGCUGUCCCCUUCCCCUCAGCAGCGUUGUAUGGUCUUCCUCACCCACUUUCUAUAAAUGGGUUUGGGGGAUGAGUGGAGGAAAUAGGACCCUCAGUGGUUGUUGGCUCUGGUGGGAUGUAGUAGUCUUCAGAAUCCUCCCCGUUAUUAUGUAGUCGUUCAGAAGCUACUGCAUCUUCAGGGGCACUUGUCCCUAAGGUCAUGGCCUGGGUUCUGACUUCCGCAGUUGCUGUGAAACUGUGGCUAUUCUGUGGGCUCCUGUGUGUGCUGGCUGCAUUCUGAGCUCCAAGACAGCUACCUAUAAUCUUUCUGCUAAGGUCAGGGCCCAGGUUCCUCCAUAGCAUGGCUGAGGAGCCCCUUCCCAGAGGGCUGUUCUGAACUCCCCUCCAUGGGGCCAGGCUUCCUGACACCUUUGUCUACAGCAGGCUGCACUCCCAACCCCACCCCAGAUUCAACUAUGAAAGAGGUUCCAGGGGUGUCUCCCUCAGUGCCAGUUACUUACCCAAGAUACAGUGGGUGUACGCAGGUGUCCUGCUCUCUAGGCCUUUGUGUAUUUUGUGUGGGUAUGUGUGGGUGUGUGUGGUGUGUGUGGGGGGUGCUGGAGGUUCUAUUUCAUUUUAAAAUGGAUCAUUACUCUGAUUUCACUGAUACAUCCCUCCAUACUUUUUCUUUGCUCUUUUUCUGGAUUUUUUUUUUUGUCCUGCCCUGUUGCAUUUUUCUCUCUGAACUCUCCUUUGCUUUCUCAAUUCAUUCACUAUUUGUUUUCCUGACCCCCCACCCCCCAAUUUAUGAUGCCCUGCUCCUCUGUAUCUUUGUGGUUGGUGAGGACUUUGCCUCUUUUCCUGCCUUGUUCCCUAUUUGACCCUCUCUAGUUAGAUGCCAUUUCCAAAUAGGCUUUCCUCAUUUAGGCCUUGCCCCCUCCCUCUUAUUUUUUGGGGCUCCAGAGGCCAAUCUGAGGCCAUGGGUAUUAGGAAGCAGCCUUGCAGAUUGCCUUUGGUGCUGCUCCAGGUAUGUCCAGCAGCAGGUAGUAAGUGAUCUUAGUAGCAUCUUUGGCCCCAUGGCCCUUGGGUAGGGGUAUCCUUUUUAAAUUCCCAUUCAUCUAGCAGCUCUUUUGGGAUUGGGUGUUUCAUUCCAUUUCUGCCCACUCCCUUCCCUACUUUCCUCAGGUGGGUUUAAUUUUAUGCUUUCUCCUUGUUCCAAUAUUCUUCCUGGGAACUUCCCCUUCCCCCAACCUCCAAAGUUUGUUUGUGGUGUUAUAGUGGUAACUGCAGUUCUGAACUGGUUUUUCUCUUCUUCCCUUCCCCCCCUCUGGAAUGUAGACUGUAUAUGUUUAAUAACUCACCUUCUCUGUCAUUGCUCCAAAUGUGGGAUAACGAAAUGACUGUGACCCUGGUUGGAAAUUAAACUUGUUUUAUGCA